AUGGUCGGUGUAGCAGGCAGAUCGAAGGGCUGUCGAACAUGCCGACGACGAAAGAAGGGUUGUGAUCUCCAAGAGCCAAUAUGCGGCAACUGCAUAAGAACAAAUAACUUUUGCGAAUACGACCGGCAGCAGGUUUUUAUUAAUAUGUCAGGGCCAGGUAGAGGCACGGGAAUGGUUGUUGCCAAGCAUACUGUUCCUCGUGCUGACAUUGUCCUUCGCCAUUCAUUGGCCCGCACAGCCUACGAAGACAAGUACCUCAGUCUGUUCUGGAAUAGUUGGUUCCCUUGCGGACGGCAAUCUGCUGAAAUAUUACCCAAGUACCCAAUCUACAGCUGGAUAUCUUGCGCAAGGGAUCUGUACCAGCACGACAAAGCACUUUGGCGUACACUACUUGCCAUGUGUUUCUGUACUCUUGGACGGCAAAGUGGCAAGUCUGAACUAAUGGCAGAUGGUUUUCAGAUGUAUACUCAGGCUUUGAGAGAGGUCAAUGCCAGCCUGCGACAUCCUACCAGGUGGAAAUCGGAUGCGGUAAUGGUUGCAUCCCGGGGCCUUGGGCUUUUUGAGCUGUUGUAUGGCAAACAGGAUCAAAGCCAAGUUGAAGGCUCGCAAGCGAGAAGCUGGCAUGGCCAUAACCUUGGUGAACUAGCCCUUAUCAGGUUACGAGGCCCAGAAGCAUAUAUCGAAGGUUAUGCACACACCCUCUUUGCAGAGGGGAGAAUGCAUCUGGCCAUCGCCGGAUGUAUGGACCGGAAGAGAAAUUUCCUUAGCGAAGAUGCAUGGAAGACUAUACCUUGGACAAAGAUCCCCAAGUCUCCCAAGGACGUUUUGCUAGACAUCUUAAUUGACUUGCCGGCUCUCCUCGAGGAGGUGGACCUCCUACAACAAGCACCCGGAUCAGGCGCUGAAAUAAGCCGGCGCUUCAUGCAGACAUACCAGCGCCUCGACCGGGAAAUCGCCUGGUGGCUCCAGAACCUCAGUCCCCCCCGCAAGAUCCUCGACGACCUCCAUGAGCGCAACUAUAAGAACCCCACCGCCGACGACCUUGCCGUGGCCCAUAUCAUGACUCAUUUCUGGGCGGCAUGCAUCGUGGUGUACAGCUCACUUCAUAUGGCUCUGUUACUACCCAAGUUUACCGGGAUAGAUUCCAUUGUUUUCACAGAGCGUACGGAUCCACGGCCGUACUGCGUCCAAAUUGCAGACGUGGUAGACAUUUUCUUCCAACCUGAAGCAGGAACUUUUGGCCUUCAUUCGGCGCCGUUCCCCGUGGGCAUGGCGAUCAAGUAUCUCAUGUUCACCGAAGGUCUUACGUCGCCGGACUGUGCCAGACUGAUUGGAUACUUCAGCAGACAAAGCGGAGGAGCGGCGAUGGGUAGGUUUCUGAUGAACUCGUAUCCUGAAUGGACCAAAAACGAGUCACGACCCGCCAAACUUGAGGACGUGGUAUAG
Molecule: messenger RNA, 1446 nt
Organism: Colletotrichum truncatum
Lineage: Eukaryota; Fungi; Ascomycota; Sordariomycetes; Glomerellales; Glomerellaceae
Source: RefSeq, a predicted model, not a curated record